AUGACAGUACUUUCACUUGUUGGCAAUCAACUCUCAGGUAGCCUCCCAGCAGACAUAGGCCUUGGAAUUCCGAACCUACAAAAGAUAUAUUUAGGAAUCAAUAAACUCAGCGGAGUCAUUCCCAAUUUUAUCUCCAAUGCUUCUAAGCUCAAUGUUGUAGACAUUACCGACAACUCAUUUUCCGGGUUUAUUCCUAACAAACUAUGUGCCUUAGCAAAGCUUGAGUAUCUUGGCUUAUACCAAAAUAAUUUGAAGGUUGACACUUCAACUCCAGAAGUAAACAUCUUUUCUUGUUUAGGUAAUCUUAGAAAUCUUCAGGUAUUGAUCCUGGGACGUAAUCCGUUAAACGCUCCUCUUCCUAUUUCUUUUCAGAAUUACUCUGCAUCGCUUCAAAAAAUUUCUUUAAGCGAAUGCAAAUUGAAGGGUAGCAUUCCCAAUGAUUUUGGCAACUUGAGCAGCUUGAUAUCCAUAACCCUGGCAGGCAAUCAAUUGAGCGGGUUAAUUCCAACUUCUAUAGAAAGACUAGGGAGUCUCCAAGGUUUGUUUUUGCUUUAUAACAAGUUGCAAGGACAUAUUCCCGAUGAACUUUGUCAACUAAACAAACUAGCUGUAUUAGAUUUGAGUCAGAAUCAACCUUCUGGUUUUAUACCUUCUUGCUUAGGUAAUCUAUCUGCAAAUCUUAGAAUUCUGUCGUUAGCGUCCAAUUUGUUAACUUCUACACUGCCAUCUACAUUGUGGGAACUUGAACAAGUCUGGUUCUUGAACUUGUCAUCAAAUCUUCUAAAUGGAUCUCUGUCACAAGAUAUCGGCAAGUUGAAAAUUGCGUCAUCCGUGGAUCUAUCAAGCAACAAUUUAUUUGGUGUCAUACCAAGCAGCGUUGGGGAUCUUCUGGAUUUAACUAAUCUCUCCUUGGCAGAUAAUAAUUGUGAAGGCCCUAUUCCCAGUUCGUUCGGCAAAUUGAAAGGCCUGAUACUGUUGGAUUUAUCCAACAACAGUUUGUCUGAAGCGUUGUGUGGUGCAGCUCGACUCCACGUCCCACCAUGCAAAAACAAUACACUUCAACCAAAUUCAAGGAAGGCUAGUUCAUCCAACUUGAAAUAUAUUAUUCCAGCAAUAAUCAUAGUAACAAUAUUCCUAGUAGCCUUUGUGUCGAUAUUUAUACUGCACAGGAAAAAGGAAAUUGAAGAUGCAACAGAGGCUACCGUGUUACCUCAAUCUCUUUGGAGAAGAGUUUCGCACCUGGAACUUCUAAGGGCGACAAAUGGAUUUAAUGAUAGUAACUUACUUGGAAGUGGGGGUUUUGGCUCAGUAUAUAAAGGGACACUCUCAGAUGGGAUAGAUAUUGCAGUAAAGAUUUUCGAUUUGCAGCUAGAAGGGGCUUUCAAGAGUUUUGAGAGGAAAUGUGAAACGCUAAGCAAUAUUCGGAACCGAAAUCUUAUCAAAAUCAUUAGCUGUUGCAGCCAAUUGGAUUUCAAAGCCUUGGUACUGAACUAUAUGCCUAAUGGUAGCCUUGAGAAGUGGUUGUAUUCUCAUAACUCUUCUUUCAAUAUCCUAAAUAGGUUGAAUAUAAUGGUAGAUGUUGCGUUGGUAGUGGAAUACCUACACCAUGGUUAUUCAGUGCCAAUUGUCCAUUGUGAUUUGAAGCCAAGCAAUAUCCUGCUAGAUGAUGAUAUGGCUGCACAUGUUGCGGAUUUUGGCAUUGCAAAACUCUUGGGUUUCGGGGAUUCCAUGACCCAAACCAUGACCCUAGCCACAGUUGGGUAUAUGGCUCCAGAGUACGGGAUGGAUGGAAUUGUUUCGACGCAAGGGGAUGUGUACAGUUUUGGUAUUGUAGUCAUGGAAACAUUCACAAAAAUGAAGGCUACGAAUGAAAUGUUUGUUGAUGAAAUGAAUCUAAAGCAAUGGGUUGCAAAUUCACUAUCAUCAGAAGCAAUAGCUGAAAGCUACCAGACCAGACGAGAGAUAAACAUGCAAGAAGCUGCAGCCACACUCAAAAAAACAAAAAUCAAGUUUUUUUGCAGGAUGCAGCAAGAAUUGUAUUUGAAACAAUUGUAUAUUGGCUUGAAGUUUAUAGUGGAGAGUCCAGACUGA
Molecule: messenger RNA, 2091 nt
Organism: Malus domestica (apple)
Lineage: Eukaryota; Viridiplantae; Streptophyta; Magnoliopsida; Rosales; Rosaceae
Source: RefSeq, a predicted model, not a curated record